AUGGACUACCACUCUGCCGUCUUGGCUCACCCCGAAUUUCUCUCCCGGAUGCAGGACGCAAGUAAGCUGCCCCACGAUCUCAACACCCUUAAGACCUGGUACUUCACCCGCCUCGAGUCCGAAGCCGACCGACUCGCCCUCCUGGGCAUUUACAACACCCUCGUCUUCGACCUCGGUUGGGACUACCGGGAUAUCCAGGUGUGGUUGACGGACCUUAAGCUCUACCGAAACAUUAAGCAAGUCUUCGAGGCCAACCCCAUGCGCAUCUCCGAGGAGCGAAUGACGUGGUUCAUGGAGCACCAGUCCAUCUUUCGGUGCGACCAGUACGGCCACGACACUCCCGUGUUCCGGUUUGACGCCUUGGAGAAUCGCAAAAAGUGGCCGAUCGAGUGGAAGGGCAUGAGUCGCGAGGAGAUCGAGCUGGCGAUUGAUAAGACUGAUGGGGGGAUGGAGACAGGUUUUGAGACGGAGAUAGAGAGGGAGUGCUGGCUGAUCGAAAUGGCACGCAAGUGGAAGAGCGGAGAGUACAACGUACCUUAUUAG
This is a messenger RNA of Colletotrichum spaethianum, 543 nucleotides long. RefSeq lists its product as uncharacterized. NCBI's taxonomy places the organism in Eukaryota, Fungi, Ascomycota, Sordariomycetes, Glomerellales, Glomerellaceae. Bases 1 to 543 code for a protein of 180 amino acids. The record is from RefSeq and is a predicted model, not a curated record. The transcript has a single exon.